AUGAGUGGUACAUUUAAGCCAAUACUUCCUACAGCCACUCCAAAAAGUUCUUCUCAUUCAACAACUUUUUCUAGCCAACAACACAAUCCAUUACCAAUUACUAUCACUUCACCAUCAGACAACACUUUUACUACCUCUCCCACCUUUUCUAAUGCUGUUGUUUCUUCUUCUCUUGAUGAUUCUUUUUCUUAUGGAACUGUUACUUUUCCAAAUAAUUCUUCUUAUGAAACUAACUCUCAUACUACCAAUUCACAAGCAGAUCAUAUUAAAACUGUCGAGACUCCCUAUUAUGAAAUGAGAGACAAGGCCAUGAUGAAAUACGAUGAGGAUAUGAGCUUCUACAACUCGUCGGAUCAAUUGUUGCUUGGAAAAUCAGCAAUUGAUGAUGACAAUGAUUUAUUUGAAGAACUUGGGCUUGCAAAUAUAAUUGAUGAUGAUGAUAAAAUUUUAUGCUAUGGGCAAGGGAAUUGGAAACGAAUUGAUAAUUAA
Molecule: messenger RNA, 489 nt
Organism: Entrophospora candida
Lineage: Eukaryota; Fungi; Glomeromycota; Glomeromycetes; Entrophosporales; Entrophosporaceae
Source: the annotation of a GenBank genome assembly